ACCAUAAUGCACCUGGGGGAGGACAUGGGUGACUGUUGGUGGUCGGAGAGAGCCCUGACGGAGCUCCUGGGCGAGCACCCUGGGGAACUGGUGCGCACAGGAAGCCCUAACUUCGUGUGCACUAUCCUGCCGCCACACUGGCGCUCCAACAAGACACUGCCCGUCGCCUUCAAGGUGAUCGCGCUCGGGGAGGUGGGAGACGGCACGUUGGUUACAGUGCGUGCCGGAAACGACGAAAACUUCUGCGCCGAGCUGCGAAACAACUCCGCUGUGAUGAAGAACCAGAUAGCGAAGUUCAACGAUCUUCGGUUCGUGGGCAGGUCAGGUCGAGGCAAGAGCUUCAACCUGACCAUCACCAUCAGCACGUCACCGCCCCAGGUCACCACCUACUGCAAGGCUAUCAAGGUCACGGUCGACGGCCCUCGGGAACCUCGCUCCAAAGCACAACUGACCCUCUCCCUCUGCCCCUCAGGCCAACAACAGUUCCGAGCCUUCGCCCUGGGCCAGCGGCCCUUCCUAGACACCCGCUUCAGCGACCACCUCCGGGAGCUCGAACUUAGACGGAAGAGCGACUCAAUACCUCCUAGUAUAGCCUUCAAAGUUCCUCAUACUGGCCCCGCGACACAAGAUCCUACACAGUCGAUGGGCCUGGGUACGGCAGACAGUCACUGGACCAGCUACAGCGGUACCCACUAUUCCUCCUACAUACCAGGUAGUCUCACGGGAGGCAACAGCUCGACGCUGCAGAGCGGCUUCUCCUCCACGCAGGGCCUCGGCUACAGCAGCGACAUCAGCCAGCAAGUCAACACGCUUGAGUCCAACUCCUCGCAUCUGUCGUCUGCUUCGUUCGCAGGUGUGAUAGAGAACUCCCCGAGCUCCGGCGGCGACUACGAGGGCCUGGGCUCCCUGCAGGCCCCGCACUCGCCGCCGCGCCACGACUACAUGCUGGCGCGCUACUCCUCGCCCGACCCCCGCCACCCCGCCACCGGCACCACCGACCCCCGCCAGGACCUGUCGUGCGCCCCCUACACGCCGCCCUCCACCUCCACCAACACGACAGCCACGCCCUCCAUAGCAGGGGGCCUCCUCGCCGGCACCUCCUCGUCCACGGGCGGCGCAGGGAGCGGCGUGUCGGCAGCAGCGGCGGCCGCGGCAGGGGCUGCAGGCGGCGGGACAGGAAGCUACCCCGGCUACCUGGGCAGCGGAUACUACACUGCCACCACGACGGCUCAAGGCUACCUCUCCCCGAGCGUGUCGCUGCUGUACCCUCACUUGUAUCCCCAGCAGGGGCAGCUGGCCCUCCUGGACCCGCGCCAGGCCACCACCGACCAGUACAGCGGGGCCACGGGCGCCGCCAACACCGGCGGCCAGCGCGACUACACGCGCCCCGACGGCUACCGCGACAUGUCCACGGCCGGAGCAACGACGCCCGGCGCCCACCAGAGCAUGAUGGCCGCCCACAUGACCCACGACGAGGGGCUUCACGCCGCCCACGCCCACGACCGCUACAUGAGCAACGGGACGCGCGCGGGCGGCCCCUCCCCGAACGACCCGUCCGUGUGGCGACCCUACUAGGGCGCCGCGCCGGACUCGCCUCGCACCGCCGCUCCAAACACAGCGUCCGUCGGGACGCUAUGGACUGGAGAGUCCGCAGCCUAAAGUUGAGAAAUCAGCAAAAUUAUAAUAUCGCUAUUUUUAUGCGUAAGCA
This is a messenger RNA of Penaeus chinensis, 1708 nucleotides long. RefSeq names its product runt-related transcription factor 1-like. The record is from RefSeq and is a predicted model, not a curated record. Gene Ontology annotation, molecular function: RNA polymerase II cis-regulatory region sequence-specific DNA binding; DNA-binding transcription factor activity, RNA polymerase II-specific; ATP binding. NCBI's taxonomy places the organism in Eukaryota, Metazoa, Arthropoda, Malacostraca, Decapoda, Penaeidae. Gene Ontology annotation, cellular component: nucleus. Gene Ontology annotation, biological process: regulation of DNA-templated transcription.